GCAUGUUAUUUGACAGUACAGGCACUCGAGUGUUCAGAGGUGCACGCGUUUAUGCGAAACCGGUAAUCAAACGGAAAUAUAACAAAUGAAAUACAGUUGAAGCAAAUAAAUAUUUUUAAGUUGUUUCUUGUGAUGCGGUGAAGUUUAUGAUUAUUGCUACUUCAGUAUAUAGGACCCCAGUAUAUAGAACAAAAUGGCAGAAAAAGGAUCCUUAAAACUUGAGAAUGGAAAUGGAAUUGCCAGUGUUGCAGGCAGCACUGUGAAGUUAAAACGGGAACUAGGACUAUUUUCAGCAGUUAAUUUAAUAUUAGGGGUCAUGAUCGGUUCAGGAAUAUUUGUAUCUCCAGCGUCAGCAUUGAAAGAGUCAGGCUCAGUUGCAUUGUGCCUAAUUAUCUGGACGGUGUCCGGAAUUAUAUCUUUAUUAGGAGCAUUAUCAUUCGCAGAAUUAGGAACGGUAGUUAACAAAUCCGGUGCAGAGUAUGCAUACUUCCAAGAAGCAUUUAGCAAAUGUCAUAAAUUUUGGGGGCCUCUCCCAGCAUUUACUUGCGCAUGGAUAUAUGUCAUGAUUUUAAGACCAGCAGAAGUUGCAAUUAUUGUUAUGACAUUUGCUGCGUACGCCAUUCAACCAUUUUCAAUUGAUAUACCGGCUGAAAGUCGAGCUCAAGCCAUUAAGCUGGCAUCCCUGUCAGCUUUAUUUGUGAUGACGUACAUCAACAUAACGAGUGUGAAGCUGUUCGUGAAGGUGCAGAAUGUGUUCGGAGUGUGUAAGGUGUUCGCAUGCCUCGUCGUCAUAGGAGGCGGGAUAUAUGAGAUAGCUAGAGGCAACACCGCGAACCUCAACAAAGGUUUCGAAGGCAGCACGACCAACCCGGGCGGGAUAGCGCUCGCUCUGUAUUCGGGUUUGUGGGCCUAUGACGGUUGGAACAGCGUCACCGUCGUUACGGAGGAGAUCAUCAACCCUGCUGUAAACGUCCCCCUCAGUAUAUCCAUAGCGGUUCCCCUGAUCACAGGCCUCUACGUGUUCAUGAACGUAGCCUACAUGACGGUUCUAAACUUCGAGGACAUGACUAGUGUGCCCGCCGUGGCCGUCGAGUUUGGCAAUCGCGUGCUGGGCCCUGCCAGCUUUUUGAUACCGCUUGGUGUGGCUAUUGCUACGUUCGGAUGUGCUAUGAGUGUUCAAUUCGGUGUGACCAGGGUAUGUUAUACAGCAGCUAAAGGUGGACAUAUGUUAGAAGUAUUUUCGUAUGUAAAUAUGAAAAGACUGACACCAGCUCCAGCGGUAGCUUUUCAGGCACUGCUGACAGCAAUAUUUAUCAGCAUUGGCAACAUCCAAACUCUCAUAGAGUUUGCCAGUUGGUUCCUCUGGUUUUUCUACGGACUCGGAAUGGUAGCACUGCUAGUUCUAAGAAAAACGCAGCCGGAUAAGGAAAGGCCAUACAAAGUACCCACCGUGGUGCCUUGCUUCGUGUUGCUAGUGGCGAUAUUCUUGUCAGUGUUGCCAAUCGUACACGACCCGUCGGUUAAAUAUUUGAUGGCCAUAGGCUUUAUAGUCAUUGGAUUUAUUGUUUACACGCUUUUUGUGUAUUAUAAGAAAACGCCGAAAACUAUUUUAGAUAAAUUGACAUUCCUGACUCAAGUGAUGUUUGAGAGCGUUCCUCCGAACAGCCGCCAAGACUGAUAUUUUCUACAUUUAUUUACACUAAGUAUAUGCCUUUUGAGAUCAAUUUGUAAAUAUUUAAUGCAAGGAAUAUUAUACAAAAUAAAUUAAGUCUAGUAAUAUUACGAUUUCACUGCAUCUGUAAUGAUGAAUACAUAUUUUACAAAAUAAUCA
Molecule: messenger RNA, 1831 nt
Organism: Leguminivora glycinivorella
Lineage: Eukaryota; Metazoa; Arthropoda; Insecta; Lepidoptera; Tortricidae
Product: b(0,+)-type amino acid transporter 1-like
Exons: 9
Coding region: 194-1678 (494 amino acids)
Biological process (GO): amino acid transmembrane transport
Cellular component (GO): membrane
Molecular function (GO): L-amino acid transmembrane transporter activity
Source: RefSeq, a predicted model, not a curated record